CACUCAUUUUUCCAUAGUGUGAAAAUCGACCACAGAAAACAGAAAAGUUAUAGAAAAUCAAAAUUUUCAGCAAGAUAAUUAUUAUUAUUUUCUUGAGUACAACAUUAAUGCAAAAAUGUACAAAAUGAUCCUAUAAAGUACAGUCCAUCCUUGCAUGUUGUUUAAAUAUAGAAGUAAUACAUUGACUAUAUUAUUGGCUUGUCCGCCAUAAGGUACUUCUAACUACAAGAGUGAUUUCAUUCCCGUAUGGCGGCGUAUGUUAACCGAACGAUAUCGAUGAUGGCUGGUGACGGGCCACACAAUGUGUCGAUGUUGAACAACGGCUCGGUACGUGUGAACAUGCAAAAUGUUGACUCCCCGCUCCAGAUAUUCGUCAGAGCGAAGAAGAAGAUAAACGAUAUAUUUGUGGAGAUUGACGAUUAUGUCAAAGAUGCUGUCACUUUUAUGCAUGCUGUAUCGGGUGAGAAUGGCAUUGCCACACCACAGGAUAUGGGCAAUGUGGAGUCAUAUGUGUCAAAGGUGGAAGCCAUCAGAGAGGUUCUCAAGCGAGAUCAUAUGAAAGUUGCUUUCUUUGGAAGGACAAGCAAUGGCAAAAGCACAGUUAUAAAUGCGAUGCUCCAUGACAAAAUCCUACCGAGCGGGAUAGGACACACGACUAACUGCUUCUUGCAAGUUGAAGGUUCUGAUACAAACGAAGCCUACAUGAGAACGGAAGGCUGCGAGGAGAAACUUAAUGUACAGUCCGUAAGCCAAUUAGGUCACGCCCUGUGCGCGACUCGUCUGCAAGAGUGCUCGCUGGUGCACGUGCACUGGCCCCGCGAGCUGUGCGCGCUGCUGCGGGACGACGUGGUGCUGGUGGACAGCCCCGGCGUGGACGUGACGCCGAACCUCGACACGUGGAUCGACAAGUACUGCCUCGACGCGGACGUGUUCGUGCUCGUGGCCAACGCAGAGUCCACGCUCAUGGUCACUGAGAAGAACUUCUUUCACAAAGUAUCGACGAAGAUAUCCCAACCGAAUAUAUUUAUACUGAACAAUCGCUGGGACGCGUCCGCCUCCGAGCCGGAGUAUAUGGAGCAGGUACGCACACAACACGCGAACCGCUGCGUCGACUUCUUAUCGCGUGAGCUGCGUGUGUGCUCCCCUAAAGAGGCUGAGGAGAGGAUCUUCUUCAUAUCCGCCAAGGAAGCCCUGCUCACCAGGAUGCGUGAUCGAGAGAAACCUGUCUCUUCUCCGAUCCUGGCGGAGGGUCACCAGGUGCGCUACUUCGAGUUCGUGGACUUCGAGCGCAAGUUUGAGGAGUGCAUCAGCCAGUCGGCCGUGCGCACCAAGUUCGCGCAGCACUCGCGCCGCGGCAAGAACAUCGCUGGGGACGUCAUGGCGGCUCUCGACCGGGUGUACAACAUAGCAACAGAGCAAAAGGCAGCCAAGGUCGAGAAGCAGAGGAUACUGCACGAGCAGCUGUCGUCCAUAGAGGAACAGUUGACCACCAUCACGAGGCAGAUGAAGGACAAGAUCAACAGGAUGGUUGAGAGCGUGGAGCACAAGGUAUCUCUAACCCUGAGUCAAGAGAUCCGUCGUCUGUCGGCCCUCGUCGAUGAAUACGAAUCGGAAUUCCGUCCGGAGCGACCCGCCCUCGAGCAGUACAAGCGAGCCCUGCACCGGCACGUCGAGGCGGGGCUAGGGUCUAGACUCAAGAAGAGACUAUCUUCAGAUAUAGGAAACGAAAUGGACGUAGUUCAAAAGGAGAUGGCCGAACGCAUGUACAACAUCCUCCCCACCAACAAGCGGGCCGCCGCAGCGAACUACAUCAUACCUCACCAGCAGCCCUUCGAGGUGCUGUACCGGCUGAACUGCGACAACCUCUGCGCCGACUUCAACGAAGACUUGUCGUUCCGCUUCUCGUACGGGAUCACGGCUCUCAUCCAACGGUUCCAGGGAAAGAAUACUAAUCGGAUCGCUUUGAAUAACCCCCCACAGUACACUCAGAUCCCGGCCAGCAUCACCCCGGUGUCGGCGUUGCCCCCCGCCCCCCGCGCCGCGCUGCCCGUGCUCAGCGCGGAGGAGUGGGGGCUGCUCUCCAAGUUCGCGCUGGGGGCCCUCACGUCGCAGGGGACCAUGGGGGGCCUGUUGCUCUCCGGAUUGCUGCUGAAGACGGUGGGGUGGCGCGUGCUGGCGGUGACGGGGCUGGCGUACGGCGCGCUGUACGCGUACGAGCGCCUCACGUGGACGGCCAAGGCGCAGGAGCGCGUCUUCAAGCGCCAGUACGUCGCGCACGCCGGCAAGAAGCUGCGCCUCAUCGUCGACCUCACCUCCGCCAACUGCAGCCACCAAGUGCAGCAGGAGCUGUCCACGAUGUUCGCCCGGCUGUGUCGGCUCAUCGACGAGGCCACCACGGAGAUGGACGCCGAGCUGUCCGGGGUGCGGGACGCCAUCAAGAUGCUGGACGACGCCUCCACGUCUGCGAAGAAGCUGCGGAACAAGGCGAACUAUCUGUCGCACGAGCUCGAGCUGUUCGAAGAGGCCUUCCUCAAGCACAAUAAUUAAUUUUGUGUGCUAACACGACGUGUCGAACUGAAGACAGCGGCCGGCGAGACGCACUCCGCAGCCGACACGCAACGGCUUCACAAAAUAUAUACAAAGGUAGUAGAGUACAGGUACAUAUAGUUAUAAUGCCAAUCGAUUUAUUCAAUAAAUAGAUUAAUAUGGCAACACUCAACAGUCAAACGAGAAAGGGACAGCCAAUCUCGGGUUCUGUCGCCGUGACGUCACGCGGCGGCGCAAGUAAUGGCCGCUUCGCCAACGUCCAGUCAAAUAAUGUAUUAAAGAUGAAUUAAAUACUUGUGUUAUCUAAUUUAAAACACGAUUUUGAUUCUAUUAGAGCCACAACAACAAAUGUUGAGUGUGGGGUUGUGAAUGUAUCUCAAUAACUAAAAUGCUUUAAUGAAAUAAUUAAAAGCCCGUAAAGCUAAAAGGUCGGAUCUAUACGUGUUUAUUCAUUACGUGAAUAGCGUUUUCAUUUUUUGCCUUGCCGAUAAUUUCACUCGACUCUUACAUUCAAAUUUGUAGGCAGGAGAUAGAGAAAUGUCGAAUAUUUCAAUCGUUGUAUUGUGUGUGUAUUGGCGGGUAGUUCGCGGAAUCGAUCUUGUAAGGAAGUGCAGUUUACAAGAGCAUCGCUGUGAAUAAAUCUCUUAUUUAAAAACGAAAACAACCCAUCGUUUCCAUGGAGUUUGUGGAGUAGUUUGGCGGUCGAGCCCUCUGUGUGCUUAGUGCGAGUUCUUUAACAUUCUCGAUAGCGUAAAAGUUAACCCAAUUUUGUAUGCAGUUGGAACAGCGCCCCUAGCGGCAAACGUAGGCAAACUAUCCUAUUCCAUACAAAUAUGAGCUAACUUUUACGCUAUCGAGAACGUUAAAAAACUCGCACUAAGCACACUGCUAUCUUCGGGUCCACGUAAACAUUUGUGUGCUCAAAGAGUUUUUUUACUUCUCGAUCGCGUAAAAGUUAACUCAAAUUUGUAUGGAGUUGGAGCAGCUUCCCUUCGUUUGCCGCUAGGGGCGCUGUUCCAACUCCAUACAAAUUUGAGUUAACUUUUACGCGAUCUAUUUGAAUAGUAAAAUGAGUGCAUUUCUUAGUGUUUCAAGUUCAUUCGAACUCACGCGCUUGUGACGUCACAGUUCGGUAAAGAUACUGAGAAUCGGGUUCUAAGUUUCAGCGUAUCCUUUGAAAUUGCUUGGCAAACAAGUGUUUUCUCUCAUAUUAAUCUUUUCUUAACGAUGAUUUUUUUAAUAGAAACAAAUUUUCAUUAUGUCCUAAUUCAACCAAAUUUGCAAAUUAAAUUAUUCUCUUAAGGACUUGACAUUUGGCCGCAGUACAUAGGCGAUAUCUUUUACUUCAAUUAUUACUGGGGCAUAACAUUUUUAUUAACAUUAAUGUUUCGGUAGGCAGCGGCUUGGCUCUGCCCCUGGCAUUGCUGAAGUCCAUGGGCGACGGUAACCACUCACCAUCAGGUGGGCCGUAUGCCCGUCCGCCUCCAAAGGCAAUAAAAAAAAUGUGAGAAAUAUGAAAUAUCGGAAAUUUUAGAAAGAAUGAAAUAAAGACCGUAAUUAAAUUUUUUUUAAAAACAUUUAAUGUAUAUUUCGAUCUGUUAAUAUUGCUGCUUGGUACGAGGCGACCGUGUGGCUCCUUUAAUAGAAAAUACACGUUGACAUUUUAAGGUUCUUGAAUGAAAUACUUGAUUUUAUCACAAUCGAUGCAACGGCUCCCCACAGAUUAUAUAGGGAUAUGUUGUCUAUGAAUAUAAAGUGUUACUUGUCGUUAAAAUCUCAGUUCACAAAGUUAAGAUAGGUUGAAAUUUUAUUAUCCGUGGCAAUUUAUUAACAUGUAUUACUUUGAUCUUAUUGUUAAAGCAUGUUAUGUUACCAACAUUAAAAUACACGCACGCUACUUUAAAAUAUACACGUGCAUAAUCUGUGUAACGUUUAUUUGUAAUUAUUUAUUUAUUCCGACAUCUUUGUGUGUAUGUACAGUGAUUUUUAUUCUUAAUUAGAUCAAAUAUGUAUUAUUGUAAUUUAGUGAUUUUGUUAUUAUUAUUUUUUCAAACUUAUUUAAUCGAUCAAGCUAAGACGAAACGUCAAAAAAUAUAUGUUGUUGUUUCUUUGAGCUGUAUUUUCCCUCUGGCAAUACUAAUGUCACUGUAUGUAACUAUACUUAAGACCUUAGAAUUUAUAUCUCAAGGUGGGUGGCGCAUUAACGUCGUAAAUAUCUAUGGGCUCCAGUAUCCACUUAACACCAGGUGGGCUGUAAGCUCGUCCACCCAUCUAAGCAAUAAAAAAAAUAUGUUUCUUUUAGUCAUGUCACGAUAAAUUUGUUGAGAAUAAUCGCACGUAAAGUUGUUUACCUAAAGUGCGAGUGUAGGUUGUCCUUGUAGAUGCUAACUAACUUCUGGGUCCGUACUGUUGAUAUUAGUUUUAUAUAAUAAGUCUGGCAUGUAGGCUUCAUUCCAUAUCUUAUUAUUUGUGUGUCCAAAUUCGCUAUACAGGGUGUGGUAAAGUAACGUUGUCAAACUUUUCUUUUUUCUCUACCUACCUUGCUGGUAGCUUAAGGGGUUAUUUCAGCUACGUCCGGAUUGGUAAGUAAGCUCACGGGCUCAACCUGAGAGAAUUUGCUAACACUAGCCCCAGCAAGAGCAGUGCUGCAAUAUUUAUAAUACCACCGGAUUGGAAUCGCGACCCACUGAGAAGAUCCGGCGAGAAACUCAGUGGGCUGUGUCUAUUGUUUAGUUCGCUUGUCGUAAUUUGAGAGUUCGACGCAGGUCGUAAAGAAAUGAGAAUGGUACAUUGAGACAAAUACAGUUGGAAUUCAACCUCACGUCUCAAGGUCAUUAAUGACGUUCACGUUGUAUUCUUAGUCUCCAGUUACCGCACAAACACCAGGUGCGAUCUGAAGUCGUAUGUGUGUUUAGUGCGAAUUUUUUAACGUUCUCGAUAGCGUAAAAGUUAACUUAAAUGCUGUAUUUAUUUAUUUAUUCAAUUCAAUAAAAGUCAGGCUUACAGUUUCCACCAAAACGCCUAAAUCGUUAACACAAAAAACAUUACUAAAAUUAUUAAGUACUAGCCGUACUCGCUUCGCUAGGCAUUUAAAAUUAACAUUAUUAUUCAUUGUCAUUAUUAUUAGCGAGUCCAAUACUCAUAAAUAUUAGCCUAUCCAUUAAGUACAUGUAUUUUCUACAUGGGUACCAAGUUUCAAGUCAAUCAGAUGCAUGGUUCAGUAGUUAUAACGGAACAUCCGUAAAAACCACUGUAGAUUUAUAUAUUAGUAUAGAUUUUAUACUAAUAUAUAAAUAGAUAUUGCCGCUAGGGGCGCUGUUCCAACUGCAUACAAAUUUGAGUUAACUUUUACGCUAUCGAGAACGUUAAAAAACUCGCACUGAGCACACUGCUUAUAUAAUAAUAAUCUGUAUAAUCGCAUAUCUUCUACGACAGUGACUUUAGUAUUGCUCUGAAGUGGCAAUGGAAGGCUCUCUGAGUGAUAGAAUUUAAACGUAGAUUUACUAUGGUUCCUCAUAUUGUUACCUUGUUGUUGAAUGCUGCUCCUGAAUGUGCAACGAUAAACGUAAUUAUAAACUAAAGUUUUUUUUUUUUCACUAUUUAAUUCCAGACUCCAUGUCGGCACGAUUUGAAUUUGAAAUUUUAUUUGUUAGUAUACGCUUAAAUGCUUGAAAAUCUGUUCGCUUAAAGCUAGUUACGAACUGUGUUGUAGCUUCCGUGUUCAACUCCUGGCAUCAGUAUCAUUUUUCCAGUUCAUACGAAAUAAAAAACUGAACAAGAAAAUACUUCAGCACAAUGUGUUUACAGUAAGACCUAGUAUUUGAAUAGAUUUGUAUCUAUUUUGUCACACUAGUCUUAAGAAGUCAGCCAGUAAGUCAAUAAAUUCAAUCGAAGUCCAUAAACAAUAUUGAAAGGAAUACAACUUUUGCACAAGGAAAUGUAUUGAUUUUGUCAUUUUUAAGAACUCCAAAUUAUAUUCAGUUUCAUAUUACUCAUAGGAUCAUUUUAAAACAUUACAGAUUUGAUAGAACCAUACGAUUUGUUGUUGUCAGACAACCAACCGCCCCGGUCGACAGACAGUUUGCCGAUAAAGAUACAUUUUUGACAUUUUGGAAAUAAUGUAAAAUCAUAUUCAAUAUAUAUGUUACGGUAAAUGUACACUCUUGGGAAAUGUAUGCGCACCACAUUACUAGCACUAGCGAUUUCGUAUUUUGUAUGCGCUGCUCACAUUUACCAAAACGACAUGGUCAUUGUGAAUUCAAUGUACCUUCUUUGAAAUUGUAAAUGUUAGUUGAAUGCACAUUACCCAAACGAGGAGGCAAAUGUGCAUAUGUACAGUAAGAAAGGAAAUAAGUGCCUGAAGACUUACCGAUUCACUUUCCUUCCACUGCCUCGCGCUCCCUGGGCUCAGCGCCGUUUCCGGAGUUGGGACCGUCUGUCCCUUGACUGGUACACGAUGAACAAUUGUCGCUGGUUCUAAUGGUCACGCGUGACUUGCGUUGGAUAAUUUUUGUUUUUUGUAAUAAAUAAUGUCUGCCGCGGAACGCGUGUGCUAUGUGUACUAUGCGACGGCGAUCUCUGCCCGUAGGCUUGGAGGGGUUGCUCAGCAAGCUUCUGGUUGGCUACAGGCAAGAUCGAACCUUACUGCGCUUAGGUUAAGACUUGUGUUGUCUUGAAGAUGUAUAUUGCCUAAUACUCGAUACUAAUAAAAAUAUAGAAACACGAAAAAAUCUGUUUCAGUACGAAACAGCAUCUUUACCGGAAAAUGUGCACAUUUGCCGCAAUAUCUACUUUUACCGUAACAUACACAUGGCAUAAAUGUACAAAACUGAAAAAAAUAUUUGAAAUUUGUAGACGAAAAAGAAUUUGCACACGCUUCGUUAAGAGCACGGAGCCCGCUCGUCUGCGCCGUAUUUACUCUAUCUACCGUUCAUAGAAGCCAAAGGAAUGUGUAUGAAUUGUGAAAAUGUAUGUUAAAUAAAAAAAUUAUGAAUAUUUAUUACGGAACCAUAAUGUUAAGUAGGUACUCUAUGUGUUAUAUUCGUUUUUGUUGUAUUAUGUAAUUUAGCUAAAGCAUUAUUUAGGAGAAUUUGUUUUUUCUCAUGUAAAUAAAACGAAAAUAAAGGUUUCCUUUAUAAAAAAAAA
This is a messenger RNA of Bombyx mori (domestic silkworm), 7692 nucleotides long. RefSeq names its product transmembrane GTPase Marf (gene Marf). NCBI's taxonomy places the organism in Eukaryota, Metazoa, Arthropoda, Insecta, Lepidoptera, Bombycidae. The transcript is spliced from 15 exons. Bases 247 to 2547 code for a protein of 766 amino acids. The record is from RefSeq and is a predicted model, not a curated record. Gene Ontology annotation, biological process: mitochondrial fusion; mitochondrion localization. Gene Ontology annotation, molecular function: GTPase activity; GTP binding. Gene Ontology annotation, cellular component: mitochondrial outer membrane.